AUGGCGCACGAGAGCUGGGCCACUACUAGCUCAGCUUCGACCAUGGAGCUGCCCACCAGACCACCUACUGGAUUGCUCUUCCGCGACUCUGUUAAAGGCGACAAGUCUCGUUCUUGGGCGAAGCGCAUUUCAACGUUCAGCAGGAGAAGCGGACGAGUAGGGCCUCCAACUCCGGCAGCCGUCGACCUUGAAGCCGCACGAAACGCAGAUGCAAACACAUGGGAGCCGUUCGAUGAGCCUGGAGAUCACCUUCGAUCGCCUCCUCGCCAGGAGCAUCCGAUGCCAGUACUACCAGAAGCCGAAGAAGAUGCAUACUGGAGAGAUGGCUUGAGAGACUGGAUCGCUGCGCAGCCUCCGUUGGUCGAGGGUGAUCAGCCAGCGACCACUCUGCCUAUACCGGGCCCACAACCAUUUGACCAGCCGUCAGCACUUACACCUUCACCAAUCGGACUGGGCAUCUCUUUGCCGCCUGGUGUCCACUUCGCAACGCCACCAUACCCAACAUAUCACGAAGACAUGACUGGCAUUCCCACACGCCCAAUGUACGCAGGAACGAUCACAAGCUCAGCGAUUGAAAGCAUUUAUGAUGCAUACACCGAAGCCGCACGUCCGCCUUAUCAACCUGACGGAAGCACUGGACGUCGAUGUACUCAUUUGCGAUGCUCAGGAGCUCCACAGUCGCACCGCACAGAUCUUCCAUCAGCCUCCUCCACCGCCUCCUCUGUAGCUGACUUCGAGAAGACGAACAUCAGCCCCCCAUCUCACCCUGCCACGGGUCUCAACGCCAUCCCCAUCGCAACAUCAAGAGGUCUAUCCGACCUCGAGAAGCUAAACAUCAGAGGCUUUCCUUCUCCGGGGCCAUCGUCGGACGAGCACAGCGACACUGCCGCUGCUCCCAGGAGCACGGUUCAUAUCACGUCUAAGAGCAAGCUAUGCCAGGCGAGGCUGUACCGUCGACGCCGACGUAGACUUGUGAUCAUUACACUGUCUGUGCUCGCGCUGGUGUGCAUGCUGUCAGGAGUAGUUGCUGCUCUUGUUACGGCAGGGAGGAAGGAUAUCGAUACUGAUGCUGCGAGGAAGGAGGUGGGAUUUGGGGUGUCGUUUGUGUAG
Molecule: messenger RNA, 1110 nt
Organism: Fulvia fulva
Lineage: Eukaryota; Fungi; Ascomycota; Dothideomycetes; Mycosphaerellales; Mycosphaerellaceae
Exons: 1
Coding region: 1-1110 (369 amino acids)
Source: RefSeq, a predicted model, not a curated record